AUGAUUCCGCCAACUGCGAAUCUGAAUCUUGACGUCGAGGCUAUCUCGGGCAUUUGCGGUUCCAUUUCAAUUGCUUGCUGGGUCGUUGUCUUUUCUCCUCAGAUCAUUCAAAACUUCCAGCGCAGCAGUGCUGAUGCUCUCUCGAUUCAAUUCAUUAUUGUUUGGCUUCUUGGCGAUGUCUUCAACAUUCUGGGCGCUGUCCUUCAGGGCGUCCUACCGACCAUGAUCAUUCUCGCCAUCUACUACACGAUAGCCGAUAUCGUCCUUCUCGGCCAGUGCUUCUACUAUCGCGGCUUUACUUGGCGCGACGCUCCAACCCCUGCGCCGAAGCCAACCACCCCGGCCCCUGGCGAACCGAACGAGCGCACUGGUCUUAUCGCUCAUGAUGAACGUCGCGGCUCAGAUUGGUCUGGUCUAUCACCAGCCGUUCCUCAUAUCGCCGAGGAUUCUGCUCCCCAAACACCCACUGUCCUCCAGACUAUUGUCUGGAAUACCAUCAUUGUGAUGAUGGUCAUCGCCGCUGGUGUCCUUGGCUGGUUCCUUGGCCAGAAGGCUUCCUCUGGCGACAAGCACGACGACACCAAUGUUGGAGGCGGCGACGACCUCCACUUCAGCCUUUCUGGGCAGAUCUUUGGAUACCUUUGCACUGUUGCGUACAUCGCCUCCCGCCUACCCCAGCUCAUCCUGAACUGGAGGCGCAAGACGACUGAUGGACUUAGCAUGCUCUUCUUUCUCUUUGCAUGCCUUGGAAACAUUACAUACGUUCUUUCCAUCUUUGCUUACGAUCCCAAGUGCAAGCACUCCGAAUGCAAGCCCGGCGAGGCUCGUCACAUCUACGGCAAAUACAUCCUUGUAAACCUGAGCUGGCUGGCUGGCAGUCUCGUCACCCUUUUCCUCGACCUGGGUGUCUUUGCUCAGUACUUCAUGUAUAGCAAGCCGGAGGCACCUAACUCGCCUACCCGUCGACGAAUUAAUGGCAACCUCACGGAGGAGGAUGAAUACGAUGACGAUGCCAGCAUCGACGAGGACAGUUGGGACCAGCGCCCCCUGCUCCAGAGGGGCGACUCUGUCUACCAUUCGUGA
Fusarium sp. VM40 is the source of this 1083-nucleotide messenger RNA. NCBI's taxonomy places the organism in Eukaryota, Fungi, Ascomycota, Sordariomycetes, Hypocreales, Nectriaceae. The record is from the annotation of a GenBank genome assembly.